AUGUCGCUCUCCUCCCAGACCGCAGCUCGAUGCUGCAGACAAAUCGUCCGCCCUUCUGCGUCCCUGCGCAUCUCUUCGUCCACAUAUCUCUCCCAGCGCCGGAGGACGCCCGCUCGGAGAUGGCAGUCUACCGAUGCUGGUGCUGCCACUGCCGCCCCUUCGAACCCGAAGAUUACGCAGAUCGUUGACCAGAUUAGCCAAUUGACCUUGUUGGAGACGGCUGACCUCGUCGCCAGCUUGAAGUCCCGUCUGAACAUCCCCGACCUGCCCGUUGGCGGCUUCGCCGUGGCCGGUGCUGGAGCUCCUGCAGCUGCCGCUGCUCCCGCCGCGGAGGAGGAGGAAGCUGCCCCUGCUGCCCAGGAGAAGACCCUGUUCAACCUCAAGCUCGAGUCCUUCGAUGCCGCCGCUAAGCCCAAGAUCAUCAAGGAGAUCAAGUCCAUGCUCGGUCUGUCUCUGGUUGACAGCAAGAAGUUCGUCGAGAGUGUCCCCAAGGUCAUGAAGGAGUCCGUUCCCAAGGAGGAGGCCGAGAAGAUCAUCGAGACCCUCAAGGGUCUCGGUGCUAAGGCUUCCAUGGAGUAA
Messenger RNA from Paecilomyces variotii, 579 nucleotides. RefSeq names its product 50S ribosomal protein L12. Gene Ontology annotation, molecular function: structural constituent of ribosome. The record is from RefSeq and is a predicted model, not a curated record. Bases 1 to 579 code for a protein of 192 amino acids. Gene Ontology annotation, cellular component: ribosome. The transcript is spliced from 2 exons. Gene Ontology annotation, biological process: translation. Lineage: Eukaryota; Fungi; Ascomycota; Eurotiomycetes; Eurotiales; Thermoascaceae.